CCGCGGGAGCGGGGCUGCAGCCGCGCCGGCACAAUCAGUGUGUGCGCUCUCGCUGCUCCUACGCCUUUCCCUGCUCGGAUCCUUGAGGUUUCGACACUUGUGGUUCUUUGUGUUUGUUUUUUUUCUUGAAAUGGUAGGGCUGGGAAACAGCUGCCGAGGGAUGAAGUCUCCACCUCUCCUUGUGGCUGCACUCGUGGCAUGCGUCGUUGUUUUGGGUUUCAAUUACUGGAUUGCAAGUUCUCGCAGCGUGGAUCUGCAGGGUCGGAUCAUGGAUCUGGAAGGCAAAGUCCGCAGGGCAGCAGCAGAGAGGGGUGCCGUGGAGCUCAAAAAGAAUGAAUUCCAAGGGGAGCUUGAGAAGCAGAGACGGCAAAUAGACCAAAUCCAGUCCUUGCACAGCUUUCAGAUGGAAAAUGCUAACAGAGUACAUCAGGAAGAGAAGGCAGUGCUGAUGAGUAACAUCACUGGAAAUGAAAGACUGAUCCAGAGUCUACGAGAGCACUUAAAAGAGUUGCAGACAGAAUAUGGAAAGCUACAGCUGGAUGUUUACUGGUUUCAGAAGAACCAGACCAACCUUCAGAAGAAGUUCUCAUAUGACCUGUCACAGUGCAUCAAUCAGAUGAAAGAAUUGAAAGAACAAUGUGAAGAAAGGAUAGAUGAGCUUACAAAAAAGGCUAGUGAUAUACAAGUCAAAGAAAACAAAGACCUCUCAGAAGAUUCAAAAAGAAAUAGCCAGGUUAAUAUUCAGCUGCCAGCCUUGAAGGAAACUGAUUUCAAGCAGGCUGACUUGGAACAGCAGAAACACAAUGAAGAUGUACCUAAAGCAGUACCUACAGUAAAAAAGAUGGACCUGCUGCAGGCUAAAGAAAGAACAAAUGCCCUACCUGACAACAGAAAACAGGAGCCUACCGCGGAAGAGGAGAGGCUUUCUAGUGAGCUGAAAAAAACACAGGACUCACUCAAGGCUGCUGCAGGUCCUAAGGAGGUGCUGCCUGAAUCAGAGAAGGUGCUGGAUCCAUCUGAAGAUGAAAAAGAUGCAGCAGUGCAAGAUGUGAUACAGCCGGCAGCAGGGCAGGCUGCCAGUGAGGAAAUUGAGAGGGAGCAGCUCCUAAAUCUCGAUACUAAGCAGGAUGACUUGCCCCCUGGAAAUGCCGACAAACAGGAACAGGAAGCACUGAACCAGGACAAGAAUAUUGAUUACAGUUUAGAUGAAAACGAAGCUGAAUCGGAAACAGACAAGCAAGCAGCACUUGCGGGGAUUGACAAUGUUCAAAACCCUGAAGAUGUGAAGAACCACUUAUCUGAGCAAGGUGAAGAACGACAGAGGUUGUGAGCAAAGGAGGUUCAUGACACAAGUUAGUCACUUCAUAUAAAUGCAGCCAUGAUGAAAGCAAAGUGAUGAGAAUG
This is a messenger RNA of Cuculus canorus (common cuckoo), 1404 nucleotides long. RefSeq names its product golgi membrane protein 1 (gene GOLM1). NCBI's taxonomy places the organism in Eukaryota, Metazoa, Chordata, Aves, Cuculiformes, Cuculidae. Gene Ontology annotation, cellular component: Golgi apparatus. The coding region runs from base 131 to 1330 and encodes 399 amino acids. The transcript has 10 exons. The record is from RefSeq and is a predicted model, not a curated record.